CUCGCCCUCGGCCUGCCGGGGCUCCCCGGAGUGCAUGGGCGCAGGUCGGGCGGCCCUGGGGGCCUGAGCGGCCGCGCCGCCUCCGCGCCCCGCGCCAUGGAGGGCGCAGAGCCCCGCGCGCGGCCAGAGCGCCUGGCAGAGGCCGAGGCGCGGGCGGCCGAUGGCGGGCGCCUGGUGGAGGUGCAGCUGAGCGGCGGCGCCCCUUGGGGCUUCACCUUGAAGGGCGGCCGCGAGCACGGCGAGCCGCUGGUCAUCACGAAGAUCGAAGAAGGAAGCAAAGCCGCGGCAGUGGACAAGUUGCUGGCCGGAGAUGAGAUCGUUGGUAUCAAUGACGUCGGUCUGUCGGGGUUCAGACAGGAAGCGAUUUGCCUGGUGAAGGGGUCGCAUAAGACCCUGAAGCUGGUGGUAAAAAGGAGGAAUGAGCUGAGCUGGAGGCCGCACUCGUGGCACGUCACCAAGUUCUCCGACAGCCACCCCGAGACGUCGGCGUCUCUAUUCCCUUCUACCGGCUCCUGCCCCUCAUGGCCAGGCCAGCACCACGCCAGCUCCUCCUCCCAGGACCUGUCGAGCGGCGCGUGGGAGCAGACGAAUCUGCAGUGCACCUCUGACCACUUCAGCUCCCUGGGGAGCGUGGACAGCCUGGACCAGCCUGCCCAGUCCUACCCCUCCGGGCGCCUCUCGGCUGCCAAGUCUAACAGCAGCAUCGACCACCUGGGCGGCCCGAACAAGCGGGACUCCGCUUACGGCUCCUUCUCCACCAGCUCCAGCACGCCUGACCACACCCUGCCCAAGGCGGAUGCCUCCUCUGCUGAGAACAUUCUCUACAAAGUGGGCCUUUGGGAGGCCUCCGCCGGAGGCAGCGACCGCCAGGGCCUGGCUGCCGGUGACCCUCAGUGUGUGGACGAGAGGCUCGGGUGCUUCCCCCCCAGGGUCCCCUGUGACAGCCGCAGGAGCCCCAGGCCCGAGGACAGUCCUGAGCCCAAGCUAGCUGCUUCCGGGAGGUCCAGUUUUGGGCCGGUCUGGCAUGUUCCCGAUAAGAAAAAGGCCUCUUCGUCCCCUCCUCCGCCCCCUCCCCCUCUCCGCAGUGACAGCUUUGCUGCCACCAAGAGCCACGAGAAGACCCAGGGCCCUCCAUUCUCAGAGGCGGCCACCACGCAGUACCCUCCGGGCCUGACCCGCGCUCAGUCCCACAGCGACUGGAGACCGGAAGCGGCCGAUCAGCCGCAGAGACCAGCGCGCCCGGGCGACGGGAGGAGAGCCGGGAGCUCGGGCUGUGCGCCGGCUGUGCCCCUGGACUGCGGGUGGCCGCCCUGCGACAGCGGGGCCAGGGCCCUCCCGGGGGCCCCCAGCCGGCUCCAGGCCUCCCUGUCCAGCACGGACGUGCGCUGCCCGCAGCCUUCGCCCGCGUGCCAGCACCCGCGCCAUUCCAGCGACGAGGGCCCCUUCUUUCACGAGGGGCCCAGUGCCGCCACGUGGCUCAGGGAGCAGCCGCCUGCCGAGCGCUUCCCGGAUGACAGCCCCGCUCAGGCGGGGCGGCCCAGCGCCGGCCACCAGAAGGGGGACUGUGGCGCGCAGAGCCGCUACUACUGCGUGACCUCGCGACGCGGCCCGCAGGGGGGCGCCCCGGCCGCGCAGCCCCGCUGCUACCCGCCCCGGCUCGAGGGGCCCCCGGGCGCCCGGCAGAGGGGGAGGGGGGCGCCGGCCGACAGGGAGGCCGGGGGCCACUGCGAGGGAGCCGAGGAGCCGCCCGUGGCCGGCCUCGUGGAAGCAGCGAGUGUGAAGAGGGUCGCAGGCGGCUUCGCGUGGGCCCACGGGGGCGGCGAGAUCUGUCCCCUGCAGACGCCCAUGCUGCACUCGCUGACCCAGGAAGGGGCGCGCCGGCCCGAGGCCGGCCUCGAGGGCGCCCCGGAGAGGCCCCCGCCCGAGGCCCCGGUGGGCAAACCCAUGCGGAGGAGCGACCGCUUCGCCACCACCCUGAGGAAUGAGAUCCAGCUGCGGCGAGCCAGGCUGCAGAAGAGCCGGAGCCCGGCCACGCUGGCCGGCGCCGCGGAGGAGGAGGAGGAGGAGGAGGAGGAGGCGGCCGCGGCCGAGGCCGAGGCGCGCGGCUGGGGCCUGCAGCCGGCAGGGGGCGCCCCGGAAGCCGCCUUCUCCAGCACCUAUAAGGACCACCUGAAGGAGGCGCAGGCCCGCGUCCUGAGGGCCACGUCGUUCAGGCGCCGCGACCUGGAGCCCAGCCCGUCGGACCCCGACACCCUCCCUCGCGUCUGGGAGGCGGCCCCGGCCAGGCUGCCCUCGGGCGCCGGCGGCGCGCUGCACGCCUCGCGCAUCGCAGGCCGGAGGCGCUUCACGGCCGAGCAGAAACUGAAGUCCUACUCCGAGCCCGAGAAGAUAAACGAGGUGGGGCUCGCGGGGGACGACCGCCCGCGCCCGCGCCCCGCACCUCCCGGCGAGACCGUGCACACCUUUGCCGACAGGUGGAAGUUUUUUGAGGAAACCAGCAAGCCCGUGGGCCAGCGGCCAGGGCCGAGGCCGGCACCCGGUGGAUUCCCCAAGGAGAAGCCGGAAAGGCCUUGGACAGCGGGCCCUGGAAAGGAGGGAAAGCUGGGGAGGUCAGACCCGCCUCAGAGGCUGGGAACCUUUGCAGAGUAUCAAGCCUCGUGGAGGGCACAGAGGAAAGCCCCAGAAGCCAGGAGUUCUGGGAGGUACCACUCGGCAGACAACAUCCUGGACGUGGGUCUGGACCCACGCGAGAGGCCACAGUACAUCCACGGAAGGUCCCGGUCGUCGCCCUCAACCGACCUCUACAAGCAGGAAGCUCCUGUGGAAGUGCGACGGCAAACAGAGGACCCCGGUGCGCGCAGAGAGCUUUCUUCCAAAGUCCAGGCCGAGGAGGGAUGCCCCACCCCAAGACAAGCAGAUGCCCAGUGUGCAGAAGACAGUCCAGGAGCGCAGCGGGACCCCCAGCGGCCAUCCCAGGUCUCUGAACCACCUGGCGCCCGGGAAGCUCCCGAGGUGCCCCCGGAGGGCCGUGGCCGGGCGGGGACCCUUCCUUGCGAUUACCGAUACCCGGAGGAGCGCGCGCCCGCGGACCGGCCUGCCGCCCCGCACGCCCGGGGCCAGGACCCCCGGCCCCUGAGCGCCGCCCCGCUCUCCCGGAGGCCCGCCGCGCAGAGGCCGGCGCCACCCAGGCGUGAGCCCCGGCCCUUGGGGGGUGCGCCCGGCAGGCCCCGCCCCCUGGCCCCGGAGGUGCGCUCGUGCUCGGACCGCGCGGCCCUCGCCCGCAGCGGCCCCGGCGCCUCGGCGGAGAAGCUGAGCGGCGCCCGGCCCGCGGCAGAUGGCCCGCGGGCCGCGGGGGAGCCGGCCGGGCAGCAUGUAGACGAGCGCGCGGCCUGGCCCCGGCGGGAGGCGCCGCUCCCUUCCCAGUUCCGGCCCCUGCAGACCUCCGCCAUGGAGACCUCGCGCUCCCCGUCGCCUCAGUUCGCGCCCCAGCAGCUGACGGACAGACCCCCGCUGCUCAUCCAGGAUGACAAUUCCACCAGUACGCGGGCCUCUCACGGCUGUGGCCUCUCCCGUUGCGGGGCACAGGCUGCACGCUCGUGCUCGGACCGCGCGGCCCUCGCCCGCAGCGGCCCCGGCGCCUCGGCGGAGAAGCUGAGCGGCGCCCGGCCCGCGGCAGAUGGCCCGCGGGCCGCGGGGGAGCCGGCCGGGCAGCAUGUAGACGAGCGCGCGGCCUGGCCCCGGCGGGAGGCGCCGCUCCCUUCCCAGUUCCGGCCCCUGCAGACCUCCGCCAUGGAGACCUCGCGCUCCCCGUCGCCUCAGUUCGCGCCCCAGCAGCUGACGGACAGACCCCCGCUGCUCAUCCAGGAUGACAAUUCCACCAGAAUCGAGCGGGUGAUGGACGGCAACACCACGGUGAAGAUGGUGCCCAUCAAGAUCGUGCACUCGGAGAGCCGGCCCGAGAAGGAGAGCCGCCAGGGCCUGGCCCGCGUCCCGGAGCCACCCGUGCUGCCCGGCGGGCUCGAGCGGGACCAGAUCAAGACGCUUAGCACGUCCGAGCACUCCUACUCUCGCUUCUGCCUGUACAGCCGCCAGGGCGCCGAGCCCCAGCCCCCUGGCAGCCCAGUGCCCACGGCCAAGGACAGCCGGGCCUCCCCGCCCACGCUCAGCUACGUGAAGGCCAAGGAGAGGACUGCCGAAGACCUCAAGUCGGAGGAGCUGGCCCGCGAGAUCGCGGGCAAGGACAAGUCCCUGGCGGAUAUCCUGGACCCCGGCGUGAAGAUCAAAACCACCAUGGACCUUAUGGAGGGCAUCUUCCCCAAAGACGAGCACCUCUUGGAAGAAGCUCAGCAGCGGAGGAAGCUGCUCCCCAAAAUCCCCUCUCCCAGAACCAUGGAGGAGAAGAAGGAGGAGCUGAGUGUGCCGGCGGCCGUGUCCCUGGCCACCAACUCCACCUACUACAGCACCUCGGCCCCCAAGGCGGAGCUGCUGAUUAAGAUGAAGGACCUGCAGGGGCAGCAGGAGCCCGAAGAGGAUUCAGGGAGCGACCCAGACCACGACCUGUCGGUGAAGAAGCAGGAGCUCAUCGAGAGCAUCGGUCGCAAGCUGCAGGUGCUGCGGCAGGCGCGGCAGAGCCUGCGGGAGGACAUGCAGGCCAACAGCGCGCUGGGCGACGAGGUGGAGGCCCUGGCCAAGGCCGUCUGCAAGCCCAACGAGUUCGACAAGUUCCGCAUGUUCAUCGGGGACCUGGACAAGGUGGUGAACCUCCUGCUGUCGCUGUCUGGCCGCCUGGCCCGCGUGGAAAACGCCCUCAACAAUCUGGACGACAGCACCCCUCCUGGCGAUCGGCAAUCCCUGCUCGAGAAGCAGCGGGUCCUGAUCCAGCAGCACGAGGACGCCAAGGAGCUGAAGGAGAACCUGGACCGCCGGGAGGGCAUCGUGUCCGACAUCCUGGCCAGCUACCUCAGCCAGGACAGCCUGGCGGACUACGCGCACUUCGUGAGGAUGAAGUCAGCCCUCCUCAUCGAGCAGCGUGAGCUGGAGGACAAGAUCCACCUGGGCGAGGAGCAGCUCAAGUGCCUGCUGGACAGCCUUCCGCCCGAAAGAGGCAAGUGAGGGGCGCGCCGCCCGCCGCCUCCCUGGCUGGGGCGGAAGCCGGCCCCCUCCAGCUCCGGUCCCGAGGAGGCGGAUGAAAACCCCAGCCUGUAUUCGUGUCCUGGAGAGAGAAUCCCCCCCAGAACCAAAGGGCUGUUAGAAAAGCAAUAAUUUCCGUGGGUGCGUUUGGGAUGACUUAUUUAAUGUCUUAGUUUCCCUCUGAAUGCUGAGCAGAGUGGCUCCCCGUCAGCCACCCCCCAUGGCGCCCUGGUGAACGGUGAGUUCCCGAGUACGGACUGGGCUCUGGUCCCGAGGUGCACGCACGUGGUCCUUGCCGGCUCGGGGCUGCCCUUCCGUCUUCCCACGCCGCACCCCUUCCUCCGCUCAGGAGGGAAGGAGCGCGUGUCGGGCACAGCCUGGCGCACGAGCUCUCCGGUGGGUCACUGGAGGUGGCGGCUGCCGGCUUCUCCUGGGGGUCCCGAAGUGUUGAGCAUUCAUUGUGUCUGUCAUACAAGGAUGAUCUCCAGCCCAGCACAAAUCAUGAUGAUGAUGGAACUUUAAUAACACUCUACAAAGGUGAAUGGUUUUCCACGUGGUUCAAACCAACUGUGAAAAGAAGAGCUUACACGCUGGGUUCACUCAUUCUAAAACUGCCCCUUAAAUAGCGUUCGCGCUUUAAAGCACACACAAAGCAGACAGAUGCUUUUAGGACUUCUCGGCUGACAUCACGGUUCAGAUGAUAUUUUCCUGCAAAGAGAAAUUACUUGGCUAAAAGCGUGUCCAGUAGUAAUGUGCUUGCUAGGUGUUUUUUUCUUAAGGCCGACGAGAUAUUUCCUAACUUUCUUUUUCCCCAGAACGUUUAUUUUGCGUGUGUAUGAUCCUUAAUUAUAAUUGGCAACUUCUCUCUCUUUGCCUCUCUCAAUUUGUUACCAUGCCGUAAGGGUCACAUGCCGUUUAAGAACCGUUGCUCUGGUUUCUCAGAGGGCCCGGUGGACCACAGAACUCCUAGACCCGAUCUUUUUCUGCCACACGGUAUACAGCCCCUGUACCCUUUUUCAUUGGUUGAAAUUGUGAUAUUGUAAAGAAAGAGUCUAUUCACUAAAGAAAACACUGUCAAGCUGUCAUUUUCCAGUGGACAGAUCACAGGCUAGGAGAAGAUACUUGCAAAUCAUGUAUGUGACAAACCAUUUGUAUCCAGAAUGUAUACGAACUCUCAAACUUAACAGUAAGAAAACAGUCUAAUUAAAACGGGCAAAAGACUGAAAUAGACACUUCACCAAACAAACAGGGUAUAUGCAUGGCGAGUAAGCACGUGAAUUGAUGUUCAGCCACCAAUGGCAUGGUUCUCACAUACUUACUUUUAAUCUGAUCACUGUGGAGUGGUGUGUUUCGUCACAAUGCUCAUCUGAUGAAAUGUGUGGUUAAUGGCGGGAGAAGCCCUAGGAUGACUUCACGUUGAGGUGAUAUACGGACUUUGGUUUGAUCUGUGAGAUCAUUUUACUCCUCAUUUCCUCUUACUCCUAUAAAAGAAGUUUUCCAGCGGGGUGGGGGGGAGGGGGCGACUGCUGUCCCUUUGUCAGCAGUGGCCGCCGCCUUACCAAACACAGACGCACAUAAACGUCUUAGAGGACACUUAACUACUCCACGCUUCGCCAGCCAGAGGGGACACUGGACUCCCGGGCUGCCGCAGUGAUCUCCGUGCACCCGUAGAGGGGGGCCGACCUGGCAGGCGUCGGUGGUGCUGGCAAAAUUAACACUCCUUUGGCAGCCCACCGACGCCAAAGAGAAAUGCCUUUGCAACAGUUUUUACUCUUAUUCAGUUAAGCUAUUCCUGACUUGAAAAAUCCGUCUUCUGCCAACGAAGUGUCCUUGCCACGUGGUGUGGGUCACUUGCUGUGAAAACUGAUCACGUCAAGAAAGGUAAAGCUGGCUGCCCAUGGACCCCCCCCACCCACCCACCGCCCCUGCUUCCUCCCUCGGGGAGACAACCACGGUCAUUUCAGUGUGUUUUUAGUUGUCUCAAACUUUUACCUGUGAUUCUUUCCCUUGAAAUACAGUAUUGUGAUCAUUUUGAUGAUAUGUCUGUAAAAUGUGAAAAUAGAAUUUGUGUCUGUAUCCAGCUUUUUGGUGUCUUUUGAGAACUUUCUCUUCCACAUAGCAAUAUAUAGUGCUCUACUGUCCUUUUAACGAAGCACAUAGAAUCACAACAUUCCCGUUUGCCUCUUAAAUGUCUGGUUAGCGGGCACCCAAAGACGGCAGUGAGUCAAUGUACAUAACUUUGUAUAUAGUUAUGUUAUUGCAUAUAAAAACAAUCUGGUGCUAAUGUUUUGCCCUUGGCAUUCUUCGGUGGUGGCUGAUAGCUCACCCUCGGUCAUAGUUCAGCUGUGGAAUGCUCUGUAUAGCGAGAUUUCAGUCAGGGGCGUUGCCUGUGGCUUCUCUCCUGCAGUCCACUCUGGAAAACGCUUACACAUCUCACGCUCAGUACUUUCACUUACGUCUCAACAGAUCAUUCUGCUUGACGUUCACAAAAUAAAUGGUGUCUUUCGGUGA
Molecule: messenger RNA, 7641 nt
Organism: Physeter macrocephalus (sperm whale)
Lineage: Eukaryota; Metazoa; Chordata; Mammalia; Artiodactyla; Physeteridae
Gene: SHROOM2
Product: shroom family member 2
Exons: 12
Coding region: 97-5112 (1671 amino acids)
Biological process (GO): actin filament organization
Cellular component (GO): adherens junction; cortical actin cytoskeleton; apical junction complex
Molecular function (GO): actin filament binding
Source: RefSeq, a predicted model, not a curated record